Molecule: messenger RNA, 8785 nt
Organism: Ctenopharyngodon idella (grass carp)
Lineage: Eukaryota; Metazoa; Chordata; Actinopteri; Cypriniformes; Xenocyprididae
Exons: 17
Coding region: 7498-8595 (365 amino acids)
Source: RefSeq, a predicted model, not a curated record
GCAAAGGGGCCGCUCCCUGGAAUUACACACCAGGGAAUUUUUUUUGGAGUUGGCGUGCUUAUCACACUUUCCCGACUGCUCGCUCUCCAGCGUAAGCGAGCGGUCCCGGGCACGCCUCCCAGGGAGCGGUCCUCCUAAAAAUGUCACUGCAUUCGUGGAAUGGGUGUUGGUGAGUAACAAGGGCAACAUGUUUACUAGUUAUUAGGAGGCUGUUACAUAACACCUGCACACAUCUAAAAUACAGACACGCAUGCGAUUUUCUCUCAACUGAUUACUUUCACUUUAGACACAACCAGCUGUGUUUAUGUAAACCUUGUGUGUAUUUGACAGUAUUAGUGCAAUCAGACGCGAAAGAUAAAGUCCACUAUUCGGGCGCUGUUUGACAAGCUUUUAGUGUGUGCGCGCGCGCUUUGGGUGUACGCGCUCAGAAAAAGCGCAUGUCAGAAUGAAAUGAAUGAAAUGUUUAACCGACAAGGCUUUGAAGCACAUGCAAACAAUGAACUUUUGUGAUAGCGAAUAAGUGCAGAGUCCCGUGAGUGUAACUCUACCGCUGCGUUAACGUGAUGCAAAUGUACGUCGAGUUGUACAGUAUUGUGACGGAGGCACAGAACUGCAACUGAUUGAAUAAGCGCUGUAAAAAUCAAUCUGUCAUUUUAUUUGCUCUCGGGGGCCGCCUGGUGGCGGCGGGGCCCUAAGCAGCUGCUUAGCUCGCUUAUAGGGAGGGCCGGCUCUGGUAACAACUCGCCUUUCACCAUCGGCCCCGCGGAGGAUGACUUAAAAAGUGAAAGUGAAAGUGACACGUGAAGGCCAAGUAUGGUAACCCACAGGGACGUGCAAAGACAUUUUGGGGGGCAGGGGCUCAAGUGGAAAAAAAGGGCACUUCUCAUAAUUAUUUAUUUUAAAAAAAUAAUAAUAAACCCUUAAAUAUAUUAAGACAAUUUUGACUUCCUUACCAAUUUAUUUUAAUUCCCUUACACUCACGCAAUUGUUUUAUACUCCACAGGUUUCUACAGAAUAAUCAGUUCACACAGAGACCAUGGUCUUCUUUAGUAUUCACUAGGUUUAUCACAAGAGAAGGAAACAGCAACUAUUAUAUAUUUAGAAUAAAUGACUGCACCAAGGAGAGGGACAUAGUUUCACUAAUAAUUUGUUUAUUUUGCACAAAUCAAUAAAUCAUUUUAAUUCUUUUGGUGUUAUUGGAACACAUUUAGAUGGUGUUUGUUUUAAGCCUACUACCCUUCGUCUGUUUGCAUCUGUAGAUUUCUUCUAAAUUAACCAAAACAAGCAUAUCUGCAUAUUUAAACACAUCAAGAGUUUUUUUUCCCCCCUGAAAUGUUAUAAUUACAUUAUAUAUUAUAACAAAUGCCUGCAGAGGGCGCCAAACGCCUGCUGAUUUUUGUUGUUACACAGCACAGCAUGAUCAAAGCCAACCACAAUAAUUAAAAAUAUAUUAUUAGUUAAAUAAUAAUAUUCGGACACUUUUUUUUUAUAGAAAUGCUACAGCCACUGUAAUUUCUUCAACAAGAAUAUGUGGACAUCAAACAUGCAAAGACAGAGCGAGGGUUUAAACUUUUAUUGAAGUAUUAUGUAAGUGUAGAUUUAAGAAUAGCAUUAUGUAAUGCGGUAUUAUGAUUUUUAAAUAGUUUCAAUUGGAAUAAUGCGGUUCAUGGAUGUUCGUCCGUGGAAUUCUCCUCUUCUGGUAUUGACAGCCCUACAAAUAUCUUUACCAUGGUUCAAAACGCAAUGCAUAUCACAUUAAAAUAAUUCACAUGUUUGAGAACAUACAUAAGCUACAUGAAAGAAAUGCACGGUAUGGAUCCAUCUAGGGCUUUUUUCUUUUUCGCUUCUCAUCGCCAGACAGCAGUUGCAUUUUCCCGGGCAUAGUUGGCACAAGAUUUCAGCCUGCAGCAAACACGAGGUGGGGCGUGGCGCGCAUGGGUGCGGGAAUGAAUGGCGUGUCGAACAGGAAUCUAUGUUCAUUUAUUUAAAAAAAAAAAAAAAAAGAAAGAAAAGAAAAAAAAAGCACCCCAGAAAAAAAGGGCAUUUUCUCUCGAGGAAGAAAAAGGGCAGGGGCUCAAGCCCCUUUUAUGUCUAUGUGUGCACGUGCCUGGUAACCCAUACUCGGAAAAUGUUCCUCUGCAUUUAACCCAUCCAAGUUAGUGCACACACAUUAGGAGCAGAGUUAGUGAGCAGUGAGCAGUGAACACACACACACACACACACACACACUGCAAACUGUGAUACACACCCGGAGCAGUGGGCAGCCUUUAUGCUGUGGCGCCUGGGGAGCAAUUGGGGGUUUGGUGCCUUGCUCAAGAGCACCUCAGUCGAACCAGCAACCUUUGGGUUACCAGUCGGACUCACUAACGAUUAGGCUUAGCCACCAGCCCUACUCCACUGCCAGAGAUCAGCCAGCCACCACCGACGAACGACGCGACAGAGAUGUUACACAUGCCCACCGCAGACCGAGGAGGCCAGCCUGCCGCGAUGGAUGAGCCAGGACAGAGGACAGGUUUGGAUGGUACCAUUGCCCCGGAGCCCGCCUCACAGCAAGGUUCUGACCAGGUGCGUGAGCCGGUAACAUCGUGCGACUCUGAGGGAGUGCUUGUGGAGCUCGAGGGCUGGGAAGAUAGCCCCGCCCACACCACCACCGCUGUGGUUGAGAUGACUGCUGUCCCUGGCAACUAUACUGAGGAACUGAAAGGGUUUUUAUCAAUUCAAGAAAUGGCAAAUGGAGCAGAGAACGCAGCACUGUGGCGAACCGCGAGUCGUCAAAGUUCGAGAGCUGGAUUCAUAGAUAUGCUGUCGAUGGUCUAAAUGAUACCUGUGCCAGCGCUGACAUACAAACAGACCCGUGGUGGAGGCUGGAUCUGCUGAAUGAAUACCAAGUAAACAGAGUAGCCAUCACUAACAAAGCUGGUGACACCUAUUAUGAAAGGAUAAACGGUGCAGUGAUUCGUGUCGGAAACUUCCCUGCCGACGUUUACAGCAACCCCAUAUUGUCCAUCUUCCUGGAGAUGAGAAGGUUCUCACUCUUUGUGAGGUUGAAGUCUACGGGUUUCUGUUAGGAAAUCAGGCAGUAGGAGGAGCUGCUACACAGUCGUCAACAUUUGGGGGCUGGUUUGCUGAAAAGGCCAUUGAUGGUAAUCGAGGUCUCCAGCAAUCGAACGCAUCAUGCUCGUCAACUCUUAAUGAGACUAACCCUUGGUGGAGGCUGGAUAUGCGUGAUGUGUUAGUAGAGUGGUCGUCACUAAAAGAAACGACUGCUGCGCAGAACAAUUAGAUGGAUUGGAGAUUCACAUCGGAAACUCUUUGGGGAACAAAGGCAACAACAAUCCCAUAUGUGCUGUUAUUCCUCCUAUUCCAGCAGGAGAGUCCUACAGCUACUCAUGUAAUGGGAUGGAAGGACGAUAUGUGAAUCUGAUCAUUCCUGGAAACAUGAAGAUACUCACUCUCUGUGAGGUGGAGGUUUUUGGAAAAGGUCCUGUUUCAGAACAGUCAUUUGUAACGAUGCAGUUUAACUCCAGAGCUGACCUGACCAACCUGACGAUGAGAGAAAAUGUUCUGAAACAGGCGAGAGAAUAUCAGAGCCCUGUUUUGAUUUCCGUGAAGCAGGAAAUGCAGACAGAACCACGGAAUCCAAGAAAACAGACAACAUGAGGAAGGCGCAUGCUAAUUUGAAUUGGGAUCUGCUCUUGCUGAUAGAGGAUUGACACUGCGAUGGUCUCAAACUCCUAAACAGGCGAUCCAGAAGGUGAACGCUGAUAAACGUUGCGAUAAAGAAACUUGACACCCUGGAAGGUAUCUUUAAAAGGAAAACAAUUCGAAUGGUAGAUUUCUUGAUUUAUUUACAAUGUUAAGCCUCUUCAAGCACUUCUGCUGCCCUGUUUAAGCUAGUAAAACAAAACUAACUGAACAGCAUACUGAAAUAUAUCUUCCUAAUUAAUAAUUGUAAUAAUAUUUACUGUGCUUUCUAGAAGAUACUUUAUUUUAAAUAUAAGUUCUUUAGAUGUGAGAGAGCAAUAAAGUCACUGAUUCUUUGCUGUGACUGAAGUUAGUGUGGUGCUAAAUAAAUCCUAAAGAGUUUGGAAAGCUGCGACUGUGUUUUUAUUUAAUUAUUUUGUAAUUUCUGAAACAAUUAUUUACAGGUUUAAAUUAGACUUGUGGACCCCACUGUAUAUGCAAAUAUAAUCUCUUCUCUCUCUGCCCCAAAUCUGAUAUUAAAGCUAUUGAAAAAUAAAAAAAAGCUACUCCCGGAUGACUUAUUCAGAUUUAUUAUUAUUAUUUCCUAAACGUCUGUGCACUGUAAAGUUAUGGAUGUAAACAAACAAACAAACAAAUCCUUUCUUGUCCACACAAUGGUUCACUGACAGUAAUAUGUCGUACAUAAUUUGAAUAAAUUGACAUUCUAACCCACAUGCAAAAAACAGUGCAGACAUACACAACAAACACUCAAAAAUCUUUGAAAAAUUACAUAAGCAUUUAAACCAAUACAAUAUAGCUGUAUAUCAGCACAGCUGUGAUUCGCAGGCCAAGGGCCGUAGGUAAUCACAGCGUGCUGAUAUACAGUCAUAUUGUACAUCUACGAGUGUGAUAUUGCGUUUAUACAACAGUUCGACGGCACGAGUGUGUAACUAAUUAAGAACAACUACUUCUUUCCGCCACAGAUUCAAAUCUCAAGUUGACAGUUUAACAGUUGAGCCCAAGAUCCGUUACUAAUUCUAAAAGCUGUUUUAACUGAAAGCAACUUGUACUGACAUAUAUUAAAAUGUUUUUUUUCGAAGGCAAGUUUAUAAAAGCUAAUUUAAUGGGGUCAUCAUUGGCAUAUAAUGCAACAAAGACUGCUAAAGUCAUCUGAUUUUACUAAUAGACCUACCAAUCUCUGUGUAAAAAUAAAAUAAUAAAUUAAUUCUAAAGUAAUUUCCCCCUCCUAUAAUUUGGCUUCAAAUCUCAGGUGAAAAUUGUAAUGUUGACCCCCCUCUACAAAAUGGUGGAUUACUCAGUAAAUAUUCAUCCAUGGCAUUAUAUGUUUCGCCUUUUGUCACUGUGUAUGUUUGUCUUUCUUCAGAAAGAACUAUUAACAAAAUCUAAAAUUUUAGAUGACAGGUUUCUGAAUGUUGUUGAUUUGACGCAGAAAGGUCCAAUAAUAUUUCACAAUAUCAUGUUUUAUACUGCUUUUUUGAUCAACUUCUUUCAAAAACAUUAAAUAAUCUUACACACCCCAAAACUUUGUACAGUAGUGUAUGAAUAAAAAAUAACACCUAUAGAAAUGGUGCUCCAUUCAUUCGUCUGUUCGUUCUUUCAGUUUACAAUUAAUGUUGCAAAGUUCACUUUUUUUAAUGCAAUAAAAAAAAAUAAAAAAAAUGUGUGAUAAUAAAAAUAGUAAAAAUCUUUUGCAUUUAGAGCUGUAUUUGCAUACUGAAGCAUUUAUACAUAAUUUUAUUAAAUUUGGAGACACACAUAAGAGUUUAUUUCUUGGUUUAUAAUGACAGCUGUAACUCCUCAUUGGUCUAGAGACAAAGUUAAGUGAGAAUGAGACACAAAACUGUGUCUGAUUCAAUCAGUACAGACAACAGUCAAAAUUAAACCUUAAAUCUGCAGUGUUUAACUAGCAGCACUAAAUGCAAUUGCACUGUUUGAUGAUGUUCAGGACUUUUACUGACUUUUCCUAUAAAUCACCUCUCUGAGGCCUGACAACCCCAACGCCCAAAACAAACAAACAAAAGGGACCAACAAUGUCAUAGUGCAUCUAAGAAUUUCGGCAAUUAUAUCAGAGUCACGACACGGUUUGCUUUACAAAUGAGCACCUUUUGCAUCUGAAAUGGGCCAAUAGAUCAACGCUUAUCCACGUUUGCAUACGCGUUGUAUGGUGGGACUUUUUGUUAUGCCCAGUUUCACUUAAGCUCUUCAAGAGGGUUGAUAAGAAUGAUGAAGCCCCUUUAAAAUGCUAUUAAUGUACAUUAAUGUACUAAAAUUGUUGUUUUGAAGACAUUUUCCAGUACUUUAAAUUAUAUAUUACUGUAUAUGGAAUUUGGCAAUCGAUCACAACAAUGCAGUGAAACAAUUAAACUCGGGCGGGCGAUUUAAUGCGUUAAUUUGGCGUAAUUAUGGAAAAAAUAAUGUUAAAAUUAUGAAUGCUUUUUCCGCACCCCGCCUCACCAAGAGCUCUGUCAUCUUACACUGCCUGCAGUUUAGUUACAAACAUGAUGCACAGCAACAAUUGUCUGCAUGAUGAAGCCUAUUAGAAAGCAGCUAAAAUGCCACUAAAGUUCAAGAUAUGAGGGCAAAAUGCCCCUGUAUGGGUUUUUGUCUUACAGAGCAAAACACAAUAAACGUUGUCAUGUGAUCUCGCGUUCGGAUGCUGGUGUUUGGGAACUCAAUCGCGUGACGCUUCUGUGAGGGAAUUAAACCAAAUCAUUCUGAUGACAGACUUUGGCUCAGGCGUUUCAGAACCACCAAACCAACAUUUGAGAUGCUGCGAUGCGAUUGGUCCGCUGGUUAGUCCAGUGAUCCAAUCACAGUCUCUGCUGAGGCAAAGUCACAUGAGUUUUUAGUUGCGCAUCGAGGGAUUUAUUUGAUCAUAGUAUAUGCCCAUGUCUUCUUAGAUAACAUGUAUUCUCUUCAAUUGAGCACAUAUUUUGCAGAUUUUUAGAAUUUCUGGCAUUUCCAUCCAGGUUAUUUUAUGCAACAUCUAAAAAAACUGACAUUAAAAUAAGUGGAUGGAAACAUAGCUAAUGAAAAUAAUUCCAAACAAACUUCAGAACUGUUGUGCGUCACCAAGAAACAGACAGCAAUGUUUCAUUACUGAAUGAAUCCACGGUUUUAACAAAUCGAGCAAGCCAUUAAUUCAAUGAUCGCUUCGUUCCUGAAUGAAUCAGCUAUUUGAAUGAAUCAGUUGAAUGAAUGAUUCAAUGACUCACUCAUUAAGGCAGUGACUUGCAGCCACCUACUGGCGGUUUUAGUUUCAUAUUUAGUGUAUCAUUUUCAUUAUUCAUUUAUAUUCAUGCCACCUCUGAGCUGCAUUAAACAGUCUGUGUAAAUAUACCUAAAUGCCACUUCAGGUGCAACUUCGGGGAAAAAAAAAUGUUAUGGCCAGAUUUUAGUCUUUCAUUUCUAGCCAACAUUGAUGUGAGAUUAAUUUUAAAUAAUCGGCACAUCAUGUAAUGAAUUUGAUUAACAAUUGUAAUCGCUUGACAGCCCUAAUUUAAAUCUCAUAUACUGUAAACAAAACACACCAAUUACUAAUCAAAGCAGCGAUGAUUUAAAGGGGCGGAGUUUAAGGUUGAUAAGAGAAAAAUAGUGAAGGGCGGAGACAGUUGAAGAGAGAAGUCAUCAAGAAGAACAUCAUCUCUAACCACUUAAUUCAACAAGACACUAAAAAGAGUAAAUUAAAGGUAGGUCAUGUUUUUUCUACAACAAGUAGGAUUGAAAUAAAGAAUCAUCCUCUCUUAUUUUAAGUGAUCUUCGUAUCUGGUUGUAGUCCUGCUGAAAAGAGAGAUGUGGAUGUUUGGAUUCCUGCUUUCACUUCUCGGCACUGUUGCCAUUCAUGCCACAACAAAUAACUUGCAAGAGAAUAUUGCAAUCAAGGGAAAGGCUGUACAGUCAUCCACAUUUUACUAUGAGUCUAAUGUUGCCACUGAUGAUGAUAAUGUUACCUGCACCCACACCGAAACCGAGACUAACCCGUGGUGGAGGCUGGAUCUAAAGAGCUCGAAAAGCAUUCGAGAUGUGACUGUCACUAACCGGAUCGACUGCUGUCCGGAACAAAUCGACGGAGCAGAGAUUCGCAUCGGAAACUCCCUGGAGAACGACGGCAACAACAAUCCCAUAUGUUCGAACAUUUCUGGUAUUCCAGCAGGUGGAUCCGUCUCUUACUCAUGCAGUGGAAUGGAAGGUCGUUAUGUGAACGUGGUCAUUCCUGGAGAUUCAAAGAAUCUCACUCUGUGUGAAGUGAAAGUCUAUGGAACAGACAAUGUGAAAUUAAAUGGAAAUUCUGUUCAGUCAUCUAUAUUUCAAUACUGGAAUGCGGAACGUGCCGUCGAUGGAAUAAAAAUCGCCCCAGGCAUAGCCUCAUUUUGUACCCAUACAAAGGAGGAGAAGAAUCCAUGGUGGAGGCUGGAUCUGCUGGACAUUUACUAUGUUAGUGCAGUGACCAUCACAGGACGAGCAGACAGAGAUUUUCUACGAAUCAACGGAGCAGAGAUUCGCAUCGGAAAAUCCCUGGACAGUGACGGCAACAAAAAUCCCAGAUGUGCUGUAAUUCAGAAUAUUCCAGGAGUUGUUUCUUAUAACUACUCAUUUCCUCAUAUGGAGGGACGUUAUGUGAACGUGAUCAUUCCCGGAGACAAGAACGUUCUUUCGCUGUGUGAGGUAGAAGUCUAUGGGAGUUUGACAGUGAGGAAAAACUUUGUGAGGAUGAAAUUUGUCUCCACUUCUGACCCAGAGAACGACAAACUCCUAUAUCAGCUUCAGUCUGCUCUGGCAUUACGCGGGAUCACUGAUGUCAAAAUGUCCUGGACAAAACUUCCGCAGCGACGGCAGAAAUGUGAUGUAGAGGAAGGUAACAAAGUCUGUGUCCAGAUUGAUGCUGCAUGAAAACAAUGUUUUUCAUGUUGUAAAAAAGUCAGAUUCCCAUGCAUAUUCUCUAUUGAUGAUCUUCAUUUCUGAAUUUAAAUGAUUAGUAUAGAUCACUCUCACUCUCUCAACAACUUAUCACAAACACCACAGUGUGGCGCUAUAUAACCAAUGACUGUUUCUCGGUUCAUUAAAGAUGAAGUGUGUGUAA